AUGAGAAACCUCAUCACUCUGAAUCGUGGAAGGUUCAAGCCACAGUCCUUUGAGGUCCCCGACUUGAGAUUAUAUGGAAGCGUCUUUGAUACGCUAUCCGACAGCAUAACUUGCGUUCUCGGUGAUUACGAUCUAGGAGCUUUCGAGGUACACCAAUAUAUGAAAGACGGAAGUUGCAAUACACUGGCGUCUUUCAAUUUGCAAACACUGGGUGGCGAACUCUUGUCAUUUGCACACUUCGGAGACCUUGGACAGCUGGUGUUUGUGAUGUCGCAAGGCGAUAUUAUAACCGCGUCUUAUGACACAGUGGGAUUUGAUCCUUCGUUUGCUGUAGUAGAAAUUGUGGGCUCUAUAGAUGGCGGAAUCAGUGCUGCAGAGUGGUCGUACGACGAAGAGACACUGGCUUUAGUCACUGCCGAACGUAAUGUGGUGUUAUUGAGCAGGCAAUUCGACCCUAUCGCUGAAUACAAGUUGGAAGAAGAUGAUUUGAAGAUGUCUAAGCAUGUGAAUGUUGGCUGGGGUAAGAAAGAGACACAGUUUAGGGGCAAAGGCGCACGUGCCAUGGAAAGAGAAGCUCUUGAAAGCUUAAAAGCUUCAGGCCUUGUCGGCGAUGAAUUGAGGGACCCUACUAUGCCCUACCUUGUUGACAAAGGGACAGUCAGUGCCAUGGAUUCAAGAAAAGCGUCUAUCUCCUGGCGUGGCGAUUGUGAAUACUUUGUGGUAUCAACAAUAGAAGCAGUGCACGAAGAGAGCGACGAACCCUUCGAGAGAAGAGUGUUAAGAGUCUUCUCACGCGACGGGCAGCUCCAGAAUGUCUCUGAGCCUGUCGACGGCCUGGAGGAUCUUGUGAGCUGGAAACCACAAGGCUCUCUGAUUGCUUCAGUGCAGAGAAGGGACCAAAUUCCUGGUGAGGAGUCGGUUGAUUUGGUUUUUUUUGAAAGAAACGGUUUAAGGCAUGGGGAAUUUGACACUAGGCUAUCACUAAACGAAAAAAUCCAGGCAUUGUGUUGGAACUGCAAUUCAGAAGUUCUUGCUAUCGUUCUCGCUGAUCGAAUUCAACUCUGGACGACUAAGAAUUACCAUUGGUACUUGAAACAAGAGGUUUAUGCCAACGAUAUAAAGUUUGUGAAGUGGCAUCCCGAAAAAGAUUUCACCUUGAUGUUUGGGGACGAAGAUUAUGUUAAUGUCGUUGACUUUGCUUAUAAACUCGCACUGGGCCCAACAUUAGAACCCUCAGACUCUGGAACGGUUUUAGUGGUUGAUGGAUGUACCGUCAAUAUCACGCCGUUAGGGUUAGCAAACGUACCUCCACCUGCAUACUACAGAGACUUCGACGCCCCAGGAAAUGUUCUCGAUGCCGCCACAAGCCUGUCCAAUGAAUUAUACGUUGCGAUAACUAACAACGAGCUUGUUUUGGCAACAGUGCCAAGUCUUGAAGAUAUGAAAAAGGGUCUCCAACCUUGCGUGGUGUCGAGACUUCACAAGUCAAUCUUAGCCACAGAAUACGACUCACUACGUCAAGUUGCAUUUAUGAAUGAUAACGUUCUGGGGGUGCUCUUAGAUGCCGACAACUUAUCUCGUAUAGCACUAAUUGAUGUUACAGAUAUCACUCAACCAACUGUGUUCAAUAUUAUCGAGACGUUCGACAAAGUUGUUUUACUACGCACCAGCUUUGAAUACAAUUAUAUGGUCUAUGAGACUAAGGACUCACGCGUAGUGCAACUUGAUCAAGAGGGACAAACAGUUGAAGUUGCCAAAUUCCCACAGUUGGUUCGUGAUUUGAGGGUGAAAAGAGUUGAAAACUCCAAGGCUGUCGACGAAGAUGACCGUCUUGCAGAAGAUUCAAAAAUUGUUGCAUUUGGCCUAGCUGCCAAUGGAAAACUGUAUGCGAACGACAUACUACUCACAAGCACCGUUACUUCAAUGGAGGUUACUGAGAAGUUUUUAAUGUUCACAACAGCUCAACACAAUCUUCAAUUUGUUCAUUUGAAUUCAACCGAAUUUAAGGCUUUACCUAUCGUCGAGGACAGCGUUGCAGAUGAAAGAGUAAGAGCAAUCGAAAUGGGUUCGACCCUCGUUACGGCAAUGCCUUCUAGGUCUUCGGUAGUGCUUCAAGCGGCCCGUGGAAACCUGGAAACAAUAGCUCCGAGGAUUAUGGUUCUGGCUGGCGUGCGAAAAAGUAUACUGGCUAAAAAGUACCUUGAAGCUCUCAUGUCUUGUCGUACUCAUAGAGUGCACCUAGAUAUUCUACAUGACUAUGCACCCGACCUCUUUUAUGAAAAUUUGGAGCAUUUCAUUAAUGAUAUUGGAAAGGGAGAGCAUCUCGAUUUAUUCAUAUCGUGCCUUACCGAGGAAGAUGUCACAAUCACAAAGUACAAAGAAACCCUACGCGCUUCUAUGGAUGAGAGAUUCGAGUUAGCCCCGUCAGCUCCGACUGAAAUGGAGUUAUAUAUGAAGAAAAAAAUGUUCAAUCCAGAGCUUUCAAAAGUUAACAAAAUAUGCAAUGCUUUGCUUGAAGUUUUCCUCAAUAAUCCCGAUUACAAAAAAAAGUACAUUCAGUCAAUUCUGACAGCAUACGCUUGCCAGAAUCCACCAAACCUCGAAGCGGCAAUGAUGCUAAUUUCUUCGUUAGAAGAAGAAAGCGAUACAUGCCUGACAUAUCUGUGCUUUUUGCAUGACGUUAACCAACUCUACAAGGUUGCUUUGUCGUUAUACGACAUCAAGCUCACCUUGAACAUUGCGCAAAAGUCUCAAAUGGAUCCUAGAGAAUACCUGCCAUUUUUGCAAGAACUUCACGAAAAAGAACCGCUAGUCCGACAAUUUAUGAUUGACGACUAUCUCAAACGUUAUGAAAAGGCUUUAGACCAUCUUUCUGCCUUAGAGAAAGAUUCAAAAAGGCUCUCUCAAAAAUUCAUUGAUUAUGUUCAAACCCAUGAUCUCUACAUUUAUGCUUUGAGCAUGUUCAGGUAUGAGCCUGACAAGCAGAAUGACAUUUAUCAUAUCUACGCUCCAUUCCUCUCGUCGAAACAGGAGUAUGGCGAAGCGGCUGUUAUUUAUGAAAUGCUGGGCGAAAACAGAGAAGCUGUCGAAGCUUACACCCUUGGAAAAAAGUGGUGCGAAGCCUUGGCUCUUGCAGCUCUCAAAUUCAGCGACGAUGUUCCUAGCGUUGCGGAUCAGUUGGUGUCAUCUUUGUCAUUUGAUCACAGGUUUGAAGAGGCUGCACAAAUUGAAUUUGUUUACUUGAAAAACACCAGAGAAGCUGUCAAACUUUACUGCAAAGCGUACUCCUACGAGAAGGCGACCUUAGUUGCCGUAAACGACAAGCACCCUGAACUUAUCGAGGAAGUGCUUGACCCUGGGCUUGGAGAAGGAUUUGGUACAAUUGCAGAACUUCUUGCAGAUUGCCAAAGCCAAGUCAACUCACAACUCAGGAGACUGCGUGAGCUGCGACAGAAAAAAGGUGAUGACCCAUAUGCCUUUUACGGCCAAGAAACAGAGCAGGCUGACGAUGUGUCAAUAGCAGCAUCCGAAACCUCAACCAAAGAGUCGUUUUUCACUCGUUACACCGGCAAAACCGGCGGUACUGCCAAAACCGGUGCCUCGAGGCGCACUGCAAAAAACAAACGCCGUGAAGAGCGUAAACGUGCCCGGGGCAAAAAAGGUACUAUCUAUGAAGAGGAAUACCUAAUUCAGUCGAUAGGGAGGCUGAUAGACAGACUCACUCAAACCGAACCAGAUGCACUAAAGCUUAUUGAAGCGCUACUGAGGCGCAGAAGGAGGGAAGAGGCUUACCAAAUUCAGAAGCGGUUCGUUGAGGUUACUUCUUUACUCAAGGACAACGUCGCAGAAAUAUACACCCUGAGCGAGAAAGAUAGGGAGAGAGUUGAUGAAGACGGAAACAUCUAUUAUGUUCCUGAAAUUCCUGUACCCACUAUAAAGGAUUUCCCAGCCCUUAAGACUGUUGGGUAUUAG
This is a messenger RNA of Lachancea thermotolerans CBS 6340, 3972 nucleotides long. RefSeq names its product Elongator subunit IKI3 (gene IKI3). Gene Ontology annotation, molecular function: protein binding; tRNA binding. Gene Ontology annotation, biological process: tRNA wobble base 5-methoxycarbonylmethyl-2-thiouridinylation. The coding region runs from base 1 to 3972 and encodes 1323 amino acids. The record is from RefSeq and is a predicted model, not a curated record. The transcript has a single exon. NCBI's taxonomy places the organism in Eukaryota, Fungi, Ascomycota, Saccharomycetes, Saccharomycetales, Saccharomycetaceae. Gene Ontology annotation, cellular component: cytosol; elongator holoenzyme complex.